Molecule: messenger RNA, 908 nt
Organism: Phragmites australis (common reed)
Lineage: Eukaryota; Viridiplantae; Streptophyta; Magnoliopsida; Poales; Poaceae
Exons: 1
Coding region: 348-752 (134 amino acids)
Source: RefSeq, a predicted model, not a curated record
CCCCCCGAGGCCCUUUCUCCCUUGGACUUUCCAUCCCUCACCAUGAUUCCCUUUCCUUCUCCACUACAAAUUGCUAUGCCAACGAAGUGGCUUGGAUUGAAUCCAUUGGAGUUGGCACAGAAAUACAUGCAAUCAGUAUGAGUGCAAGCAGGAGGACACCACCCCCUCCCCCUUAUAUAUACCCGACCUCAGCUCAGCUUCCUCCAAACCCUCCUCGAUCAACCCUUCGCAGUUAGCUUGCUAGCUCCAAACAGAACACCACUACACCAUCAUACAACCCUUUCACAUCGCAUACUACCAAACAAGUGAAGCUAGCACCUUGCACCAAACACUUGCUAGCUUACGCCAUGAGAAGGCACGGCAAUGAGGCCUCCCCUUCCAUCCUCCACACUUCUUCCAUAGCUCUCCUCCAGGAGAGGUUCAGAAACCUGCAGAGGGUGAAGGAGAUGAGAGAGGGGAGGGACUUGCAGAGGGUGUACUCUACUGAUACUGACCAUGCUGGGUCUUUGUCGACUCCGAACAGCCGAGCAGCGGAGGUGUGCCUUACUCCUCCCUACAUCAGCAACGAGCAACCGAUGUGGUUCUUGCACCCGGACUUGGUCCGACCGUCGAGGCCCCUGCAUGGCCCGGUGUACCACGGGCUCGACGCCAACGGCGCAAAGACCUCGCCACCACCGGCGAGCUCGUGGGGAGGAAUGCAGAAUUCAGGCUAUAGGAGUGAUGUAGAUGUCGAUACCUCUCUUCAUCUGUAAUCUACUAUAUGUCUAUAUGCACGUAUGGCCCUGCUGUUCUUUCGUUAUUUUGUACGGCUCGUGGGUUCCAGGCUUAUUUGCAGUACUUCUGUUGCAUUUUGGACUUGUAACUUCUUGGGUAUUUUACUAUAUAUGAGUUUUCCCUAGAUAUAUAUA